CGUCCAGCAGCUGAUCGGUAAUCCAGAAGAAGUUACCCCUCAGUUAGCGGGGAGCUACACUUUGAAGCAGGAGACUCCACAACCACCCUGCAUUAAAAAGGAAGAGGAGGAACUCUGCAUCACUCAGGAGGGAGAGUGUCUUCUAGGACGAGAGGAAGCUGAUUACACCAAGUUUCCACUGAGUAUUCUCUCUGUGAAGACUGAAGAUGAUGAAGAGAAACCACAAGUAGACAACCUCUUAGCUCCACUAUCAGAUAGUGAGGCUGAAGACGAGGUUGAAGAACCUUUGAGCAGCGAUACAGACUGUGAAGGUGAUAUGAGGACUCACACUGACAACAAACACUCUGAAUGCUCUACAAAGAAGAGAGGUGAAACAUGUUUGAGCUGCUCAGUUUGUGCUGAAAGUUUUACUAAAAAGAGCCAUUUGACUCGACACAUGAGAACACACACAGGAGAAAAACCAUGUACUUGUUCAGUUUGUGGCAAAGGCUUUUCUCAAAAUAGCUAUUUGACUAAACACAUGAGAACACACACAGGUGCAAAACCAUUUAGUUGUUCAGUUUGUGGCAAAAGCUUUUCUCAAAAUAGCUAUUUGACUAAACACAUGAGAACACACACAGGUGCAAAACCAUUUAGUUGUUCAGUUUGUGGCAACAGCUUUUCUCAAAAUAUCAAUCUGACUGUACACAUGAGAACACACACAGGAGAAAAAACAUUUAUUUGUUCAGUUUGUGGCAAAAGCUUUUCUCAAAAUAGCUCUUUGACUCGACACAUGAGAACACACACAGGAGAAAAACCAUGUAAUUGUUCAGUUUGUGGCAAAAGCUUUUCUCGAAAUAGCAUUUUGACUGAACACAUGAGAACACACACAGGAGAAAAACCAUAUAAGUGUUCAGUGUGUGACAAAAGAUUUUGUGUUGAGACCAAUUUGACUAAACACAUGAGAACACACACAGGUGAAAAACCAUUUAAUUGUUCAGUUUGUGGCAAAAGCUUUUCUCAAAAUAGCUAUUUGAUUAAACACAUGAGAACACACACAGGUGAAAAACCAUUUAAUUGUUUAGUUUGCGGCAUAAGCUUUUCUCAAAAUAGCUAUAUGACUAAACACAUGAGAACACACACAGGAGAAAAAUCAUGUAAUUGUUCAGUUUGUGGCAAAAGCUUUUCUGUUAAGAGUAAUUUGACUGAACACAUGAGAACACACACAGGUGAAAAACCAUUUAAUUGUUCAGUUUGUGGCAAAAGCUUUUCUGGUAAGAGCAAUUUGACUAAACACAUGAGAACACACGCUGGAGAAAAACCAUUUAGUUGUUCAGUGUGCUGUAAAAGGUUCCAACAUAAUGCAGACGCAGUAAAACACACAAGAACACACAAGGGAAAAUAACCAAUUAGUUGUUUAGUUUGUGGUAUGUUGCUCAUAUGUGGCGACAUCCACCCUACCCAGGACCUCCUCACUGCUUCUUUCACAAAUAUCUGAGGUAUUCAUACAAACUUGGAUUAUUUGAAGCAUAAUCUUAUCCACUCAUGACCCCAUGUCUUCUCUGUAUCUGAAACCUUGCUGAACAGUAAGAUAGAUGAUGCUUCAAGUGCUUGGUUACUCCUUCUUCAGUCCAGGGACCUGGGGCCUCAUGUGUCAAGUUUGUACACGCUCAAAAACCUGCACUACACCCUUUUUCACUGCAAAAUUGAGAUGUAUCAAAACUGACUAACGCAUAAGUGAUGCUGGGUAACUGUUUGCAUAACAAACUGCCAACUUUUACUCCUCAGACUGAUUGAUGUGCAAAUCAGAGACAUAUGAACAAUUAACCCCCAACACCCACAACCCAACCCCCACCUCCCUCGACAUGGUCCUGGUGGAGAUCUACACUCUUAGUGCUUUUCUUCUUUA
Nerophis lumbriciformis (worm pipefish) is the source of this 1888-nucleotide messenger RNA. The record is from RefSeq and is a predicted model, not a curated record. NCBI's taxonomy places the organism in Eukaryota, Metazoa, Chordata, Actinopteri, Syngnathiformes, Syngnathidae.